UGUGCCCACGGCGUCGCCUGGAAGGAAGAGGAAGAAGAUAGAAGAGCGUCAAAGAGGGGAUCCUUCGGUCGUUCUCUUUCUCGUCUCUUCCGAGCGAGCAUCGAUGACGGCGGGCGAUCCCGAGAAGCGGCUUCAAAAUGUCAUGGACAAGCUCUACCGUGCGCCCAAACCCAAACCCUCUCUCCCCAGUGGGAAGAGAGCGGAAUCGGGUUGGACAGGGAGCUUCGAGAAGGGAAUGAGGGUUCCGGCCGUGGCGGCAUCGUCGAUGGGGCCCCUCGGGCCGGCUCCGCCAUGCCGGCCGUGGGAUCGAGGGGAUCUCAUGAGGAGAUUGGCUACGUUCAAGGCCAUGACUUGGUUCGGAAAGCCCAAGGCAAUUAGUCCUGUAAAUUGUGCAAGGAGAGGUUGGAUAAAUGUGGAAAUGGAUGUCAUAGCAUGUGAGGCAUGUGGAGCACGACUCCUCUUUGCAACUCCUUCUUCAUGGCCAUUGCAACAAGUUGAGAAGGCUGCUGCUGUAUUCAGCUUGAAACUUGAUAAUGGGCAUAAGCUUUUGUGUCCCUGGAUCGACAAUGCAUGUGAUGAGGCAUUAACUCUGUUUCCUCCUUCACCUCCUCAUGCUUUAUUGGAGAGCUAUCGUGAACGUUCUCUUGCACUCCUGAAGCUCUCUGCCCUCCCUGUGAUUUCAUCCUCAGCCAUUAAUUACAUGAAAAUGAAAAGUCCUCAGUUAGAAAACUUCCUCUCAGAGUCAUCUGAUUACCCAAUUAACUUGAGCAAGGGUAUUAAGAUUGUUGAUAGUUCAAUAUGCAAGGACAUGGAUGGUGGCUAUGGAACUGUUACAGCUGAUUUAUUUUACCAGGUUUGGAAAAUUAUUUGCCUGUGUGGGUGGGAACCUAGGCUACUUCCAUAUGUUGUUGACUGUGAAGACCGAUCAGAUCUGUUGGGAGAAAAUUCCCCUCCAUCAAAAUCAUCACCACCGAUACUCCAUGAACAGAAAGAUGGUCUAACCAUUUACUCGAGUGGAAUUGGUGAUAUUGAGUCGAGAAGUACUGGUGUUACUAAUGAUGACUAUGAUCCUGCAUCUGUUGUCUUAGACUGCAGAUUUUGUGGUGCUUGUGUGGCAUUAUGGGCUUUUGCAACUGUUCGACGCCCUUUAGAACUUUACACCAUAGUUUCAGAUUCCAGUAAUCAAAAUGAAGCAACCACUUCCAGAGUUCUAGUUUGUAAAACGGAAGCUUCUGGAGCUGUUAAUUUGGACUUGGGGACUUAUGAUUCUAGUAAAGGAGAUACUGAUACUUGCCAUGGUGGUUCAGCAAUGAAAGAAAAAUCACUAGGUUCGAAUUUGUCAAUUGCUGGUGGUCCUCCACCAAGAAGACAAAAUUUCCAACCACGAGUUUCUUUUCCCAUUGUUAGCCGACAUUUAAGAACUGAACUCAGUUCACACAGAAACUGUGUAUCACUUGAAUAUUCAUGCGAGAACCAAGUAAAUAAUGAGUGUUUACAAGUAGAAAGUGAUCCAUCUUGGCUUCAAAAUGAUACAGGUGGGGCUCUUGUUAGAUCACAUAGUCGAGGAUUGUUGAAGCGCAAAAGAAGUGAAAAUGAAAGUUUGUUUAGAGAUGGUGAUGCUAAUGCUCUAUCCCAACUGGACAAAGAUAUUCAUGGUGCAAGCAUUACUGGUGGUGGCAGUGCCUCCAUGGGUGGGAAGGACAUCAUUGAGCAUGAAGCCAACUUGCUGCGUCAGGACAGUAAUCUUCAAAACCAAGAAGUUGACACUCAAAAUACAUUAGAGGUUACCCAUGGAGAUAAAAAGGAUGCUGAGAGAGGAGAGGUAUCGCAUGAGAUAGCAGAGGGUGGAGGGGAAACUACAACUACAAAUGCUCUCCUCACCAUUAAGAAUCUUGAUGACACAGAAACUAAAUCUGCCACUGAAAAAGCAGACAUCUGCAGUAAAUCCAGCAACGAGACAAUACAUCAUGGUGGAAUAUCAAACAACGAUGGUGACUCUACUACCUCUGCUUCAGAUAUUGAUGCAGUUUUAUCUAUUAAUUGUGUAAAUGCAGAAAAAGGUGAAAAGGAUUGUGAUGUUAAGAUGAAUAUAGACAAUCUAACUAGCAAAGGAUUAUGUUUCAAAAAUGGAGAUGCAAAUGACACACUUGAGAAGGAAUCGACACGAAUGCUGUAUAAUAGAACCAGCCAGUUUGAUCCAAUCAGGCGACACAGGCCCUACUGCCCCUGGGUUGCUCCGGAUGAUGGUGAAGCUGUGCCUGGGUGGAAACUGACUCUCUCUGCUGUGGUUCAUCACAAGAAGGAUUCUUCUCUUGCAAGUUUAGAGACCUCAUCAACCCUGCUUGAUGACAUGGAUGAUCCCAUUGUUUCAGUGCGGAAGCUAUUUUCAUCCCCAUCCCCAAAAAGGUUGAAGGGUAGCCGUUGAUAGCUUAAAGAGGCUUGAGCCCAAACAUAUGAACUGAAAACUGCACUACUAGCAGAAUGAGGAUGCACUUAAUGACUUCCAAUCAGAGCUGCUCAAGUUGCCAGUGCAAGUACUUAUGUCAACCUAUGUGCCAAUAUCAUUUUGAUAUCUCACACACACACACACACACUCUCUCUCUCAAGAUGAAAAUAAGCUUCAGAUGACAGGGAUGUUGUAGUAGAAUUGAAGGUGUGGUUUCUGAACCAGUGAAGAACAUUCUUCGAGGUGAGAUGAGCUCGGAGGAUGCAUGUACAGAGAAUGUAGGUAAUGAAGUCUCUUACAUUGAAACAGUGUUUGUCACCCUUUGGACCAUAAAGGAGACUUAUUUUUCGGCACUCGUUUCAGCAACUGCUUUAAUGAUUAUGUAUAUAACCAGUAUAGUUUUUUGUUCUGCUGUUAGCUACUUGUUUUGUUUGUGAGCUUUCUGAGAUUCUCUUGGGAGUCUUCCCUCGGUACGGGUUUGUGUGCCCUAAGAUCAGGAGGAAUUGUGGACAUGCAACAAUUCAAGAAUUUGUAGGUCAUUUUGUUUAUUAUCAGUAAAAAAUUGAGGAACAUUGUGUGAAAUCUCGAACA
Messenger RNA from Musa acuminata subsp. malaccensis (wild Malaysian banana), 3037 nucleotides. RefSeq lists its product as uncharacterized. NCBI's taxonomy places the organism in Eukaryota, Viridiplantae, Streptophyta, Magnoliopsida, Zingiberales, Musaceae. Gene Ontology annotation, cellular component: nucleus. Gene Ontology annotation, molecular function: zinc ion binding. The record is from RefSeq and is a predicted model, not a curated record.